GUUGAUACUCGCUCAGAUGCUACCACUGUUCAGCCAGCUGGUGCAGUGCAGCAGACAUUUUCUGCUCCAUCUUCUUCUCUGAGUUCUUUGACAUUACAUGGACAAUCUGGAGGGGGGCCUUGGAUCCAGUCUGCUGAGGAAGCUUUCCUCCAGGAAGAAUCACCAGCGCAACAACAGCCCUCAGCCUCCAGGUGACAAUGAACAGGGGGCGAGUGGUGAUGACAGUGGGGCAGGCAGGCUCAGCCGCAGAUUCUCCCGAAUGAGCAGCAGACAUCAGUCCAGGGAUCCUCCAAGAGCUCCAGCUCAUCAGGAAAGGCCUCCUGCUCCACCUGUUCAGGAAGAUGAAAGGCUUCCUCCACCAGCCCUUGCAGUGUCUCCCCCUCCAGCACCUUCUCCUUUCCCCAUUCCCAUGGAUCGGCCACCUAAACGCCCCGACAAAUCCACGAAGCCCAAGCUCCCACCUCGGCCUCUUUCCAAGGUGUUCAGUAGUGAUGAACACGGAUCGGCUGUGUUGCAGGGUUUGGAUACUUUUCGAGGAGAUGAGACUCUGUGUGAUGUUGUCCUGGUUCCAGGAGACAGCACAGAAACUUUCCCAGUUCACAGAGUCAUCAUGGCUUCAUGCAGUGAUUACUUCAAGGCAAUGUUCACAGGAGGCAUGAGGGAGCAGGAGAUGAGAGAGAUCAAGCUGUAUGGGGUCACUAAAGCAGGCUUAAAGAACAUCAUAGAGUUCAUUUACACAUCCAAAGUCAGCCUUGACAUGGGCAACCUCCAGGAUACACUUGAAGCUGCAAAUUUCUUGCAAGUCAUGCCUGUUUUGAGCUUCUGCAACGAACUUCUGAGCAGUGAGAUUACCAUUGAUAACUGUGUGGAAGUGGAGAAGAUUGCUACAGACCUGCUUCUUGAAGACGUUCUGGUGAACAUAGGUAAGUUUGUGAGCCAGAACCUCACAGCGUUGGUUGAUUCUGGUCGCUACCAGCAGCUCUCAGAGACCAGCAUCGCCAAUGCUCUGGCCAGCAACUCGCUGAGCGGUUUUUCCGAGCUGGAGCUCUACCACAUUGCCAAAGGGUGGCUGGAGCACGACCCUCCCUCACGUCACUCCUCCGUUUACGCCUUGAUGCGCCACAUUCGUUUCCCACUUAUGAGCCCCAAUGAGCUGAUUCAGAUCUCCCAAGAUGAGGAGGAGGAAAGUGACUCCAUGAUGCGCUCUGAUACCGCCUGCGUGAACCUCCUGCUGGAGGCCAGUAACUACCAGAUGAUGCCUUACAUGCAGCCAGCCCUGCAAACCGAGAGGACGCAGAUUCGAUCAGACGCCACUCACAUCCUGGCGCUUGGAGGCGUAAUGAGACAACAACUGGUGGUGAGCCGGGAGCUGAGGCUUUAUGAUGAGAACACCGGCUACUGGAGGCCUCUGAAGCCCAUGGAUGUGCCUCGUUACCAACACGGGGUAGCUCUUCUUGGAGGCUUCCUCUUUAUUGUUGGAGGUCAGAGCACAUACGACACAAAGGGCAAGACGGCCAUAGACAGCGCCUAUCGCUAUGAUCCACGCUUUGACAAAUGGCUUCAGAUUGCCUCACUCAAUGAGAAAAGGACAUUUUUCCACCUCAGCGCUCUGAAGGGGAAACUGUUUGCAGUGGGAGGAAGAAACGCCUCAGGGGAAAUCGACACAGUGGAGUGCUACAACUUAAAGAAAAAUGAGUGGACCUUUGUAACCAACAUGGUGGAGCCUCACUAUGGGCAUGCUGGAACAGUUCAUGGUGGUCUCAUGUACAUCUCAGGCGGCAUCACCCGUGACACCUUCCAGAAGGAGCUUUGGUGUUAUGACCCCGUCGCCGACUCGUGGAGUCGAAGGGCCGACAUGAUGGAGCUCCGUGGCCUGCACUGCAUGUGCACCGUGGGGGACAGGCUCUAUGUGAUGGGCGGCAAUCACUUCAGAGGCAGCAGUGACUACGACGACGUCCUGGGAUGCGAAUACUACAGCCCGGACACGGACCAGUGGACGGUGGUGGCCCCGAUGCCCCGGGGCCAGAGCGAUGUUGGCGUGACGGUUUUCAACGGGCAGAUCUAUGUGGUAGGGGGGUACUCCUGGAACAGCAGAUGCAUGGUGGACAUCGUCCAGCGGUAUGACCCAGAGCAGGACGUGUGGGACAGGGUAUUCAAUGUGCUGGAGCCCCUGGGGGGGAUCCGGGCCUGCACAAUGACUGUUCAUCUGCCGGAGGGGUUGGUGGAUGAGGCUGAGAUACAAGAUUGCCUGUUACCCACGGCUAAGAACUGCUAGCCACACACACGGGGCUUUCCAGCUUACACCUUGCAAUUUGUGGGUUGUAACACAGGUUUCAUGUGCAAAAAAAGUCAGUUUGACUCAAAUCUUUUAACCUGUCAUCAUUUCCUGUCCUUUUUAUAAGCUGUUAGCCAUGUAGCAUCCUUCAUUCUCUGCUGCCUGUGUUAUUUCUAAGGUUUGCAAUAAAAGAUCAAACCAGCCUGGGGUCGUUUCA
Messenger RNA from Cyprinodon tularosa, 2492 nucleotides. RefSeq names its product kelch-like protein 9. Gene Ontology annotation, biological process: regulation of cytokinesis; protein ubiquitination. NCBI's taxonomy places the organism in Eukaryota, Metazoa, Chordata, Actinopteri, Cyprinodontiformes, Cyprinodontidae. Gene Ontology annotation, cellular component: Cul3-RING ubiquitin ligase complex. The transcript has 11 exons. Bases 98 to 2275 code for a protein of 725 amino acids. Gene Ontology annotation, molecular function: cullin family protein binding; ubiquitin-protein transferase activity. The record is from RefSeq and is a predicted model, not a curated record.